AUGGCUAUCUCCUCUCAAUCGUUGCCUAGACCGCCCAUAGCAAUUGUCGGUAUCGCUGCAGAGUUGCCUGGCGGCAGCUACUCCGCGAAAAAUCUGAGCUAUAAGGAGUUCUCUGACUUCCUCCUGCAUGGUGGCAAGGCAUACGAAGACAUACCACCGAAUCGGUUCAGUGUCGACUCAUGGGCCGGAGAUGGUUUGGGUAGGGUUGUGGCUCGGAAGGGGUCGUUUCUCAAGAAUAUCGCAGAGUUCGACCAUAGCGAGUUUGGCGUAUCGGCGAAGGAUGCGCGUGCGAUGGCGCUGGGCACACGAAAGCUGAUAGAGCUCUCGUUCUUAUCAUUAUUGGAUGCAGGCAUCGCCUAUCGAGGGCGCAACGUCGGGUGCUAUGCGGCGGCGACGGCGCAUGACAUUCUCGGCGUCGCUGAACCGGAUGAGAUGGAGGCGAAGGGAUCGUUCGCAGGCAUACCGUGCAUGGUUGCCAACAAGAUAUCGUAUCAUCUCGAUCUUCGAGGCCCAUCAGUGCCUGUAGAUACAGCCUGUAGCUCGAGUCUGACAGCUUUGCAUCUUGCUGUACAAGCGCUUAGGCUGGGAGAAUGCGAAUCGGCAGUUGUCGCUGCUUGUCAACUCAAUCUCAGGCUGGCAGAUUUCGUGCAAUACAGUCAAGGUUCUGUUCUAGCGCAUGAUGGUGAAUGCAAACCUUUCGACGCCUCUGCAGACGGAUUUGCAAGAGGUGAAGGUGCUGUCGCCAUUGUUCUUAAGCUAUACGAUGAUGCUGUACGCGAUGGCGACUAUAUCUAUGGAAAUAUUCUUGGCACGGGAAUCAACGCAUCUGGAGGGGUUGCACCUGCCUACGCUCCUGUUGGCAACGCACAACUCGACGCCAUGCAGCGCGCGUACCAGGGAAUCGGUCGGUUUCCUACAGAAGUCGACUUCGUCGAGAUGCACGCUACUGGUACUGCUGCCGGGGAUCCCAUCGAGAGCAACUGGACUGGUGAGAACUUUGCAAGAGAUGGUGAACUCCUGGUGGGAAGCGUGAAGGGGAAUAUCGGACACCUUGAGGUGGCUGCUUUUCUCGCUUCACUGUGCAAAGUGUGUUCGGUCUUCGAGACGGGCGUCAUCCCGCCUAACGUCAAUCUCUCUGUACGAAACCCUGCAAUCAAAUGGAACGAUUACAAGCUCAGGGUUCCUGUCGAGCCAACUCCGAUCACGGCACGCUCUCCUUCCGGGAGGCUAUUGGUUUCCAUGGGAAGCUCUGGAAUCGGAGGCGCCAAUGGUCACGCCGUAUUAGAAAGUGUACCAAAGACAGUCAAGUCGAAGGCUCGACAGGGAUCCAAACAGCGACCGGUGCUGUUGCUGGCCGGAGGCCUUUCACCGCGGUCAAGCAACGCUGUCGCGGAUGGCCUCUGGGAGUCCGCAAUUAUGUAUUCCGAUAAGUGGGAUGCGCUGUCCUACAUUUAUGGAAGGCGUGUUCGGCAAAUGACGUGGAGAACUUACACAAUCGCGCGCCCCGGUCACCAACAACCGUCAGUAGCAAGAUUCUCGGCUCCAGUCUUGACACCUCGAAACAAACCACCGUUGGUCUUCCUCUUCUCGGGGCAGGGUCCCCAGCAUAUCAACAUGGGCAAGCAACUCUACGAAAGGUUCCCUGUCUUCCGCAAUACCGUUACCCUAUUGGACAGAUGUCAUCGAGCUAUUACAGGGGCUUCGCUUGUGGAAAAAUAUGGAAUCUUUGCGGAGACGAAACCGUUGCAAGGUCUGCCACCUGUCUGGCCGAUUUCCGUCAUUCUACCUUCCAUAGCCAUGGUCCAGAUCGCACUUUUCGAUCUACUUUGCGACCUCGGCGUACGUCCUGAUAUUGUUGUGGGCCAUUCUGCAGGAGAGACAGCAAUGCUGUAUGCUUCCGGUGCGGCGCCGAAGGAGAUGGCGAUGGAGAUCGCCAUCGCGCGAGGGCAGGCUAUGACCAUUAUUGAACGGGAGCACGGCACCAUGGCAGCACUCGCGUGCACGCCGGCACAGGCUAGCUCCAUCCUCAGAACAGCGCGUCAGAGCAUCCAAAAAGAGGGAGUGCUAGAGAUAGCUUGCUACAACUCGCCGUCUGCCGUUGCCAUCGCUGGGCAUGACUAUCUGGUCGAAAAAGCGAUCAAGCUUGCCAAAGAUCGCGGAUUCCUGGCGCAAAGGAUACAAACCAGAGUCCCUGUCCAUUCGACCCUCAUGGAUAUCUGUCAGGAAGAGUACAGAUCUGCUAUGGCGGAGAUUUAUGCGCGCUAUCCAGGAGAGCACAAGCCAUCCAUCAAAACAUACUCAACGGAAAGCGGAGGCUGUCUCAAUGAUUUCAGCGCCGAAUACUUCUGGCAAAACAGUCGAAACCCUGUUCAAUUCACGCGUGCGAUCAGCGCUAUCCAGCAUGCACAUCCAGAUGCAACUUUCAUGGAAAUCAGUCCUCAUUCAGUGCUCUCGUCAUAUUUACCGGAGCUCGGCGUCCCAGCGGUGUCCAUUGCAUGCCCAAUGCGUCGGUCGAAGAAGUACGAGCAAGAUCAGGAAGAAGCCCAGCUUCUGACCUCUCUUGGGCAAAUCAUUCUAAUGGGCCACAACUCGGUUGACUUCCGAAAACUGACCUCCUAUGCAGCAUUCGAACGAGAUUUUGAGCCUCCACCGUAUCCCUUCAUGAAGAAGAACGUGCCUUAUCUACCUCAAUACUCGCACAUACUUCGAAAGCAGAUGGGUUUCAGAAGGCCGUUAAGUGGAGAGGAUAUGAGAAUCAACAGUUUGACUCAUCCGGACAUCGCUCAGCACGUUAUUAACGGCGAACCAAUUAUGCCAGCUGCCGGUUUCUUGGAAAUGACCCUCGAGGCCGGAGCACGCGUAAUGUGGAACGUGCAAUUCCAUUCAAUGCUGUUUCUAUCUUCUGAAACACCCAACGUGGUCUUGGUUGAGAUUGACCGCAUGCGUUGGUCAGUGAAGUCUCUUCAACCGAGCCCCUAUGGUGGCGCAGGUUCACCGCGGUUGCAUGCUAGUGGUUAUAUGACGGGAGAUAGUGUUUCAAAUACGGAUCAGCUUCCCAUAGAUAUUGUGGCCGUUUGCGCACGCUGUCAGGCGCGCAGUGUCAAAGUAUUUUAUGAAAAUCUAACACAUUUUGCACAAUAUGGAUCUCUCUAUCGCCGUGCCGCUGAGGUUCAUCUUGGAUUCAAGGAAGCCCUCGUGAAAGUUAAAGGUUUAGAUGAAGACCUAUCUGCGAUCCCGGGUUAUAUCAUCCACCCCGCCAUCCUCGAUGCAUGCAUCCAUGUCGUGGUCCAUCCCGAUUUCACUGGGAAUCCCAACAAAGACGUUUACUACCUUCCAUCGAGAGUCGGGCGAUUCAUGUACCAUGGUUCACUGGACAACGGUCGGAUGCUACCGGACUUUUUAUACGCAUAUGCAGUGCUGAAAGAGUGGCUUCCUGGAGAGCUCAUAACUGAUGUCUACAUCAUCGACGUUAAUGGCGAAAGAAUGUGUACUCUGCAAGAUCUUACGGUGGAACGCCAUUAUAACGUCUCGCCUCGAGAAGUGAUGAAGCGUUUUGAUUUGGUAUACCAGCGUUUCCAGAUUCUUCCACGUAGCUUUGAGCAGUCCGACUCGACGGCUCUGCUUUCAAUCGGAGAUCCACGGUGUGGGCAUCUAGUUGAGCGGGAAACAUCCGAAGGGUGGGUUGAGUUCCGACUCGACGACAAUUUGACUGCGACGGAAAUGGUUGAAAACACCGCAUUAAACGAUGCGUUGAGAAUCUGUGAAGCUGGAAUUGAUCAUAUUGUUAAUGUAUCUGGCAAAAAGGUCAUCAAUGUCCUGAUUCUUGACGAGGGCUCUCUCCAUUUCGCUUAUGCCCUGUCCGCGGCGAUCGAGAAAACGUUAGGCACGAGUACGACAAUUAAAUUCUUCGUCGCCAUUGACAGUGCAGAGUCAUCACAAUUGGCAUCAUUACCUCGGUCGUGCAUAGCAACCAAGGUGGACUUCUCAGAAUCGCAUGAUGGUCCAGGACUGCAAGGAGCCUUCUUCGAUAUGAUAGUAUCAUUCCACGCGUUGGUUCCACGAGGGCCGCUCGCCGAAGACUUGCGAUACUUAAAGAGCAUUCUUCUUCCCGGAGGGCUUCUUAUUCUUGCAGAGAAUGUUGAGGACCCGAAGCUUGCAGAACCUUCCAUUCCUGACAGCAACAACCCGCAGCCUCCGUGUCCAGCAAAAACGUCUUCCUCAAGGCACUGGCUAGCUUUGCUGGAAUCCCAUUCAUUUCGUACUGCUGUGCACCCAUGCCACCCGCCAAAUGUGCUCUUGCUAGAAGCACAGUGCCCGACUAUAUCUCCUCCAAGGAUUAUACAGCCUUUAACUGCGCAGGACAUCGUCCUCCUGCCGUACGCUGUCGGAUCAGAGAUGUCUAUCCAGCAAGCUUUGAAGGUCCUCAAUCCGGAGCUGCCUACUAAUAUUUGGUUCAUCGCGCUAGCCGGCAUGCAUGGAGAUGGCGCGAAGGGCUUCACGCGCUCGCUCAGGCGGGAGUUUCCUCUCUGGGACCUGGGUCUAGCCAUAUUCCAAGUGGAGUAUCCGCAGUCUGAGGCAGAACAGAUCGUUCGCUACUACUCCAGCGUACCUGGCAUGGAGAGGGAGAUUUUCAUCGAUGACAAGCUCGAGGUCUGGAACCCUCGAUUCUGCGAGAGUAAUGUGCCUACCGGUACGAACAGUACUCUCGUUCUAGCCAUGGGUCAGAGCGAUGUACCGCCAUUCCAUGCGAGCAUCACUGUAUUAGGUGCGUCGACAUCCGACGCCGGAUGUUACGGUAUUGUCGGCCGUGUUGAUCGCCUCGGGAUGGAUGUGGACCCUGAACACUUGAACGCUACUGUGGCAACUGUCAUUUCCGAAAAGCCCACCGGUCACGUCGUGGUCCAUGCAGGCGCUUUAUCUGUUAUUCCCAACAAUGCAGACCCAUCUUCCGUCGCUAGAAUGCUUCCGGCAUUCUUAUUAGUGAGUGCCGCUCUCGGAAUUGGUUUCCUACAGAAUACGAAGAGAGUGCGGAAAGGUCGAGUAAUUGUCACUCAUAGCGACUCGUCCAUCGGACAGUCCUUGCUCUGGCUCCUAGAAACAUUCGGUAUCACGCCACUUGCUAUGCGCACAUCUGCCACUCCUCUGGACUUCAUAUCUCUCCACCCUCGUAUAGACGAUGUCGUCCUUUCUGGGUAUGAACAGGAAAGUCAAGUGCUUGACGAGUUUGUCGCCACAGGCGCAUCUGUACUCUUCUGGCGAACGUGCCUCAAAGUGGCCCACAUCCUCGCUGCUGAUCCUUGGGCCAUCGGGGAUACAUUGCGCACGGCUUCGCUGCGAGUGCAACAAAGCUCAUGUCCAUCUCCCUUUCCGUGUCAAUCGCAGGAAAAGGCUGACGAAGUUCUGCAACUCACGAGUUCUUCUCCGUGGCUGUUCAGACCCGAUGAGACAUACCUGUUGAUCGGCGGCAUAGGGAGCCUUGGCAUGCAUAUCGCUCUGUGGAUGUACGAAAAAGGCGCCAGGCAUAUUACGAUGACGUCUCGGUCCGGACGAAGAUCCAUAGAGCAGGCAAAUGACACUCUUGCGCUUUAUAUGCUGGAAUAUCUGGACACACGACCAGACCUAUCGUUGCGGCUUGAAGCGUCUGACGCUGCCUCCGCUGCAUCGCUCAAGUGCCUGCUGGCUAGCCUUUCCCGCCCCGUUGCGGGAUGCAUGUUUAUGCCUGUCGUCCUCUCAGAUCGCACUUUCAUGUCACAAGAUGCUGAGAGCUUCGACACGGUCUUCAACUCUAAGAUGAAAGCCUUUGAAACGCUGGAAUCAAGUCUGGACGUACCCAAGCUUGACUUCCUGAUAAUAUUCUCUUCCAUUACAACCUUCGGUAAUGCGGGGCAGACUAAUUAUGCAAGUGUCAACACCAUAUUAGACGGAAAAGCGGCAAAGCACCACAACGCAUUUUCCAUUGUCGUGCCCACCAUCAAAGAUUCGGUGGCAGUGAAAGGGCGGGAGUUCCAGCUCCAGCACUUACUGCAAUGGGGCUAUUCUGGAAGAGAACUCUGCGACUGCUUGGAAGAUGGGAUUCGCAAGCUGGCUGACGGACCCUUCAACCUCUACGUUCCUGACUUGGACUGGGAUCUCGUCCACGAACAUCUCGGGUCCUCCCCUUUGUAUGAUCAUCUUGUUAAGCAACAAUCCACAUUCGAUACGAACGUCUCAAUCAAUGACAUGCAAGAGCAAUUGCGGAGCGUUGUCCUGCAGCAUCUUGACGUUGAUCCCAAGGAGUUCUCUGCCGACGUACCGUUCACCGCAUACGGUCUCGACUCCCUAUCAGCUGGGCGACUGUCUCUGGCUCUUCGGCCUUUCGUGAGACUAUCUCAGUUGCAAUUGCUCGGCGACCUCAGUUUGGCAGGUGUGCAAAACUUUGUCAAGCAGGCCAGCAAGGAUAAUAUCCCGAUCGACACUGUUCCUCAGCACGAGCUGUUCCAAUGGGAUGAAGUCAACAGAGCAGGACAGCCGUUGGUGAAACUUGUCGACCGUCCGGACGAUAUUCCAUUGAUUCUUGUUCACGGGGCAAGCGGCAGCAUCAUCGCUUUCAUGACUCUCCAGGAGAAGUUCACGACUUCAUUGUGGGCUCUGCAGACGACGCCGGAGACCCCUACAGAGUCGAUCGAAGCCAUGUCGCGGUACUACUUCGCUGCCAUCAAGGCUGCACGGCCUAAUGGACCGUAUCGUAUCGGUGCAUAUUCGGGAACCUCGAUCAUCGCACUUAUGCUGGCACGUAUGCUGGAAUCCAACGGAGAUGAGGUGAUUCAGCUCUGCGUAAUCGACCACUUUACGUUGCUGUUCGCGUCUCCGUACAUGGAACCAGACGAGGAGACAAUCCAGUUGCACUCUCCCGGACCGGCCAUGAUACGGCACGCGCUUGAUAGGAUGCUCACGUUGUACAGAGCUGAGGCGACGCCCACUCGCCCGCAGAUUGCUCAGUGGUAUGAAGAUGCCCUCAACGGCCUCGACGUGCCCGACUUCGCCCGCGACUGGCUAUCUGCCUUCCAGAAAAUUGUAAUUGGAACCUAUGAGUUCAUGUUCCAGCUGCUACCUCGAGAUCGACCGUAUUCUCUGGAGGCUUUGCGGCAAGCUCUGAUUGACUGGAUGAGGGGCAUACGAGCUCCGGUGAUUGCAUACUUUGCCACCAAAGGAGUGCUAGCGAGCAUCCCAGAUGCAAGCAGAGAAGAGUGGGGAGAUUGUGGUGUCCACCUAGCAUUCCCAGAUGCGAAGAUCUUUACGUCAGAAAACACGCACUUCACGAUCCUCGAAUCGGAAGAGCUUGUGCAUUUACUGGUGACAGAGUGGUCCCCUGUAGAGUAG
Molecule: messenger RNA, 7359 nt
Organism: Laetiporus sulphureus 93-53
Lineage: Eukaryota; Fungi; Basidiomycota; Agaricomycetes; Polyporales; Laetiporaceae
Product: ketoacyl-synt-domain-containing protein
Exons: 21
Coding region: 1-7359 (2452 amino acids)
Biological process (GO): fatty acid biosynthetic process
Molecular function (GO): fatty acid synthase activity; 3-oxoacyl-[acyl-carrier-protein] synthase activity
Source: RefSeq, a predicted model, not a curated record